Clonostachys rhizophaga is the source of this 395-nucleotide messenger RNA. Lineage: Eukaryota; Fungi; Ascomycota; Sordariomycetes; Hypocreales; Bionectriaceae. The record is from the annotation of a GenBank genome assembly.
CACUGAGCACUCGCGUUCUUCAGCUAUGGAGGCAAGUGAUUCUCCGACCGAAGGCACCCCCGCCGCUCCCUGCUGCUUCGAACGGCAUGCAGAUCACCGUCCCGGCUUCCGAUAAGCAAUUGUCUACCCCAACGCUAGAUGUCGAGCUCAGUCCUGCGACUUCGCCGACCCAUUCCGCCGUCUCCUUCUCCGACGCGAACCUCUCGGCCCAGACCGAUAACUUGCCUUGCGCCGAACGAUCCUUGGGCCCCCCUAAGUGGUACAUGAUCAUGUUGCUUCCCUCAACGCACAUGGAAUCCUUGGUCGUGAAUGCAAAAUUAAGCCCUCCAAAUCUCGAGAUUCGGGCACCCUCUUCCGUCGAUAUCGCUCAUAUCCUCUCGAGCGGCGAAAGGCUU